Paracoccidioides lutzii Pb01 is the source of this 1233-nucleotide messenger RNA. Its product is annotated as PQ loop repeat protein. The transcript has 2 exons. Gene Ontology annotation, cellular component: fungal-type vacuole membrane. The coding region runs from base 1 to 1233 and encodes 410 amino acids. The record is from RefSeq and is a predicted model, not a curated record. Gene Ontology annotation, biological process: basic amino acid transmembrane export from vacuole.
AUGUUUCCUCCAUCAUCAACUGGAUAUUUGGAUAUUGAGACAUUGAGUGGAAUAUUUGGCUCCAUUUCAAUCGCUUGCUGGGUGGUUGUUUUCUCGCCCCAGAUCAUCGAAAAUUUCCGUCGAGGAUCAGCAGAUGGCCUUUCCCUCCUCUUCCUUGUGGUAUGGCUGGCAGGCGAUAUAUUCAAUAUUCUCGGGGCAGUCCUUCAGGGGGUCCUGCCAACAAUGAUAAUCCUAGCUGUGUACUAUACAUUAGCUGAUAUAGCCCUACUUUCUCAAUGUUUCUAUUACAGGGGAUUUACUAUCUCUGACAAGCGCACAAAAUGCAACGAUGUUGGCAGCACAUUUUCAGGUGUUUUUGGGAGGGGAGAGGAAGAGGUGGAUAAUCCAUGUGCUCAUGGUCAGCCAUCGGCGCAUUCUCCCUUGCUGGCCAACGGCAACCAUCGAAUUCCCGAAACCGGACAUUUAACGGCUCAUGGACCUGAGGACGAACGUGGAGGUGAACAUGGCCCUGAACACGAACAAGAGCGGGAACUAGGAUUUCAUCACCUCCAUGACCACCUCCAUCGCCACCAAUCAACCUUUUUACUUUGCCAACAAAACUCCACAUUGGAUGGCACCCAUUUGUCCCCGACAGUGCCGCUAUUGGAUCCUGGUAAACAGACCCCGAUUGCCGCCAGCAACACCACCGCUGCACCCCAAGCACAACCCCACCAGCAUACCUCCACCAUACAAGUUGUUGCCUUUAACAUCUUCAGUGUUGCCCUCGUUUGUGCUGCAGGUGUGUUAGGCUGGUACGUCAGCUCAGGCUCGUCGCGGAGCAUGCGCAAAGACCGACUGCCAUCUGAUAGUGACUCUCUGAAGCUGGACCCAUUGGGCCAAAUAUUUGGCUACCUUUGCGCAGCGCUGUAUUUGGGCAGUCGGAUUCCGCAGCUCUUACUGAACUACAAGAGGAAAAGUACUGAAGGGGUUUCGUUACUUUUCUUCCUAUUCGCGUGCGUGGGGAACUUGACGUAUAUAUUGUCGAUAUUUGCAUAUUUGCCGCGGUGCAAAGGAAAACAUGGCAUUUGCCGGCCGGGUGAGCAGAGGAGAAUUUAUGCUAGGUAUAUUUUGGUGAAUGCAUCGUGGCUGUUGGGGAGUUUGGGCACACUUAUUUUGGACCUAGCGAUCUUUGUACAAUUUAUUUUAUAUAAGGAAAAGGACGCGAACGGCGAUUACGAGGAGGAGGAAGAAUGA